AUGGUGAUACAGAAAGGAGCUGAGCUCUGCUUUCCACAACUCCUCAACAGUUCAUGCAGGAAGCCAACACUUCACUGGUCCAAAGCUGUGUUUCUGAACAUUAUGCUGCCCUGCCUCUCUCUGACCACUGCUGCUCUAAACCUUUUGGUCAUCAUCUCAGUCUCCCACUUCAGGCAACUUCAUACACCCACUAACAUCCUCCUUCUGUCUCUGGCUGUCUCAGACUUUCUCACGGGUUUCCUGAUUUUGCCAUUAGAAAUAAUUAGAAACAUGGCCUGCUGGGUACUUGGUGAUCUCAUGUGUUCUGUUUAUACUUAUUUGAUCACCAGUCUUUUCUGUGCUUCAACUGGGAUCAUAGUUCUAAUAUCAGUUGACCGCUAUGUGGCUAUUUGUGACCCUCUGCAUUACCCCACCAGAAUGACUGUGGUGAGAUCCAAGCUUAGUGUGUGCCUAUGCUGGUUUUAUUCGACUUUCUACAGCAGCCUUCAAACAAAGGAUGUUCUAAUUAAUCCAGGCAGGUAUAAUUCCUGCGACGGAGAGUGUGUGUUUCUCAUCAGUAAUAUUGCAGGGACCAUUGACCUUGUUUUAUCUUUUAUUUUUCCAGUUUCUGUCAUCAUAAUUUUGUAUAUGAGAGUAUUUGUGGUGGCUGUGUCUCAGGCUCGUGCCACGCGCUCUCAUGUUACAGCUGUCACACUUCAGAGUUCACUGAAUCAAACAAACAAAUCUGAGUUGAAAGCGGCCAGGACUCUGGGGAUUCUUGUAGUUGUGUUUCUUGCAUGCUACUGUCCAUUUUACUGCUAUUUUCUUGUAAAAGAAAAUGUGGUCAAUGAUUCAGCUACAUUUUUUGUGAUCAUUUUAUAUCAUGUUAACUCUUGUUUGAAUCCAUUAAUCUAUGCCUUGUUUUACCCCUGGUUUAGAAAUGCUGUUAAACUUAUCAUCACUUUUCAGAUAUUCACGCAUGACACCAGUGGGGCCAACAUACUAUAAAAACUCCAUAAAAUUUGUUGCACUAAGAUUUGAAAUCAGGAAAUUGGCACAUCUAAUAAUGUGGAAAUGUAAAAUUGCUUUUCUACUGAAAAUUUACAGACAUUUAAAACUUUCUUCAUUAGUACACGUAAUUUCAUGUUAACAUAUGGAGAGCUUCAUGCAGUUUUCUAGGUAAAGAAAUAAGCAAGUAGAUUUUUAUACUCUUACUUAAACAGACUUUGAAUUAUGGCUGUACUCUGACACACCUGACAAUAGAUGAACAUUUUGAUCAUACUUUCUAAUGUUAAAGAUUUGUGCCAAUUAUUUAUUAAUAAGAACAUGUGUGGCAAUUGAGUGAAGUUCCUGACUCACCUGUCGAAUAUUUGAACUCCAGCAUUUUUUGCAACAAGUUCAAGCGAUGCCUAAUAAUUAAAAAAGAAAAAGAAAUUCCAUUCCUAAUACCUUUAAAAUUUUAAAUCAAUAAAAUGAUACAGCUAAUAAUCUGUAAAUGUAAAAUUGCUUUUGAUUAUCUAAAAAUUGUGGAAAUAAGGGAAAAAAGAUUUAUUUUUCAGAUACAGCGUACUU
Messenger RNA from Oreochromis niloticus (Nile tilapia), 1551 nucleotides. RefSeq names its product trace amine-associated receptor 13c-like. Lineage: Eukaryota; Metazoa; Chordata; Actinopteri; Cichliformes; Cichlidae. Gene Ontology annotation, cellular component: membrane. Bases 1 to 987 code for a protein of 328 amino acids. The record is from RefSeq and is a predicted model, not a curated record. Gene Ontology annotation, molecular function: trace-amine receptor activity. The transcript is spliced from 2 exons. Gene Ontology annotation, biological process: G protein-coupled receptor signaling pathway.